AUGGCAGCAGAGCUGGAGGAGCAGCAGCAACAGCAGCAUGACGCGACAGUACAGGGCCGUGUAACAGGUAUCAUCUAUCCUCCUCCAGAGAUUCGUGCAGUGGUAGACAAGACGGCGCUAUUUGUAGCCAACAAUGGGCGAGCAUUUGAAAGCCGUAUCGUAGGUGAACGCAUGUCGACGAAAUUCUCAUUCCUGCGUGAUUCCGAUCCGUAUCAUGCGUACUAUGAGCAUAAAGUGAGUGAGUUUAUUACGAAAAAGAGUGAGCCAGUGACGAAUGAUCAAAAAUCUCACGAGGAGGAGACAAGAGAGGAGCAAAAGGACGCGCUGGAGCAACAGAACAAGGUGACGCAGGAGAUUGUAAAAGCAGCGGAAACCAUUGGUGACGUGGUUGUGGAGAAGAAACCAGUGCAGAGUGUAACUGCUCAAGCUACUAAGAAGAUUAAAGAGAGAGAACUAGAGCCACCGCCUGAGGAGAAGUUUAUCAUUAAACACCCAACACUUAGCGCACUUGACCAAGAGAUCAUGUACCUCACAGCGCAAUAUACGGCACUCAGUGGCAGCUCGUUCCUUUCGGGAUUGGCCACACGUGAGCAACGUAAUCCGCAAUUUGAUUUUUUGAAGCCUACACACCCACUAUUUGCCUACUUUACGGCGCUCGUGGAGAGCUAUACACUCGUACUGGCAAAACAAGAUGCACAGAUGAAGCGAAUAGAGGAAGGUAUGAGUCGUAUGCAAGUGUUGGACCGAUGCGUGCAUCGAAUGGAAUGGCAGCGUACCGAGCAAGAGCGAAAGGAUAAGGAGGCGGCAGAAAGCGAUGCAGAGCGCCGUGCACUUGCACAAAUUGACUGGCAUGACUUUGUGGUCGUGGAGACGAUUAAUUUUGACGACGAUGAUGAUUUGGGUGCCUCUGCUGCUAAUGGUGAUGGGGAAGCGAAAGUAUCAGAUGAUGAAGAUAUGGAUAUGGAAGACGAUGACGACGAUGAUGGUGAUGGUGACGACGAACCAAAGCCGGAUAUCAAGGUGAUUGAGGAUUAUGAACCGCAAGCGAUGGCAGCGACAGCGCAGCAACCACUUUUAAGUGUAGAUGGAAAAACAUUGUCGUCUGCUGAGGCGAAUGAGCACAUGCGUAUUUUAUUAAUGAAUCCAAAGUGGCGCGAAGAAACUCAGCGUCAUUUGGAAAAACAGAAAGAGAGCUCGUAUGCAGCAGGUUCGGCGAUUGCAGACUCACUGCGGCGGUUUGCAACGAAGCGUGCGGAUAUAUUUGCUUCUUCUGCUGAAGAAGAAGCGCGGUUGUUGCAAGCGACGACAACACCGACUGCUGAAGAGCAGCCGCAGCAUCAGCAACAGCAUGAUGACGACAUGGAAGAAGAUUCUGACACUGAAGAAAAAGCGGAGUCUUAUUCAGGGACAGGUCAAAACCAGCAAAUGCCGGUGUCCGCUGGGUUUGUUGACGAAGGAAUGUUGUCUAAAAGUGCUCCAAUCUCUCAGCAUGCUGCAGGAAUGACUGAUCCAAUGGUGUCGGCUUCGAUGAUGGGGGCUCCAGGCGUUGUUUCUUCGUCUGCUGGUCUUCCAGGGAUGGUUCCUCCGCUACUAGGUGCUCGUGGUAUGGCUCCAUCGCCUGGAAUGAUGCCGCCCGGUAUGGGAGCUUCAGCCAUGGGAGCUGCAGUCAUGGGUGUUCCGGGAAUGGGCGGUCCAGGCAUGGGUGCUCCUGGCAUGGGUGCUCCUGGCAUGGGUGCUCCUGGCAUGGGCGGUCCUGGCAUGGGUGCUCCUGGCAUGGGAGCUCCUGGCAUGGGUGCUCCUGGCAUGAGAGCUCCUGGCAUGGGUGCUCCUGGCAUGGGUGCUCUUGGCAUGGGUGCUCCUGGUAUGACUGCCCCUGGCAUGGUGCCUCCGAGUGCUGGUCCUCCCAGCAUCAUCCCUCCUCACAUGCAAGCACCUGGGGCUAUGCCAGUAAGAGUGAGUAAUGGUCCGCCUGGCGUCGGUGCUGACCCUCCUGGUGCUUCAGCAGCGGCCGCAGUUGUAGGACCCCCAGGCGAAGAUGUUGAACCAGCCUCAAAAAGGCAGCGAACAGGCGGAACGUCGUUGCUGCCGGAAAAGGAGUUUGCGAUUCGGCAUCCGGGAAUGGUGCGAUUGGUUGUGAAAGUUCCAAACGAUCCAGACAACGCCCAAUGGAAACUAGAAGGACAGACACUGACGAUAGAGCUGGAUGUGAAGGACAAUAUGCGGACGCUCAAGCAAAAGUUGAUGGCCGACUUGCAGAAUAUGCCGGUGAACAAGCAGCAGCUCAAGUUCUCAAUGGGAUUUGUCAAGGAUACCCUCACAUGUGCACACUACAACUUCGUUAACGGCACUGUGCUCGAGCUGAGCGUUCGCCAGCGCGGUGGCAGGCGGUAA
Molecule: messenger RNA, 2391 nt
Organism: Peronospora belbahrii
Lineage: Eukaryota; Oomycota; Peronosporomycetes; Peronosporales; Peronosporaceae
Source: the annotation of a GenBank genome assembly